This is a messenger RNA of Microstroma glucosiphilum, 963 nucleotides long. Its product is annotated as putative endonuclease 4. Gene Ontology annotation, cellular component: mitochondrion; nucleus. Gene Ontology annotation, biological process: base-excision repair. The record is from RefSeq and is a predicted model, not a curated record. NCBI's taxonomy places the organism in Eukaryota, Fungi, Basidiomycota, Exobasidiomycetes, Microstromatales, Microstromataceae. The transcript has 5 exons. Gene Ontology annotation, molecular function: DNA binding; phosphoric diester hydrolase activity; zinc ion binding. The coding region runs from base 1 to 963 and encodes 320 amino acids.
AUGUCAGUAGCAGGCGGGGUAGAAAAUUCGGUCUCGAACGCUAGACUAUACGGCUGCCAGGCCUGGGCUCUCUUCCUGCGGCCGAAGAUGCAGUGGGAGUGCAAACCUAUCCGUGAAGACAACAUACGUCUCUUUGCAGAACGGCUGCCUCUGUACAAGUACGACACGAAGAGGUGUCUCCCUCAUGCAAGCUACCUCAUUAACCUCGGCAACCCUGAUAAAGAGAAAAGGGCCAAGAGUCUAGAUGCAUUCUUGGACGAGCUGCGUCGGUGUGCUCUGCUGAAGAUCGGACUGUACAAUUUCCACCCUGGCAGCGGAGUGGGUGAGAUCUCCAAGGAGGAGGCCUGCACGAAUAUAGCAAUGAGCAUCAAUGCAGCUCAUGCAAGCCUCCUCGCAGAGGGUCUGAAUUGCCCGAUCAUAUUGCUUGAGAACAUGGCAGGACAAGGAAAGCAGGUCGGUGGACGAUUCGAAGAGCUAGCACUCGUCAUCGAGCAAGUGCAUGACAAGACAAGAGUUGGCGUAUGCCUCGACACCGCUCAUGCCUUUGCCUCUGGCUUCGACAUCCGCACGAAAGAGGGGUUUGAGAGCAUGAUGAGCGAUUUUGACAGGUGUAUUGGUAUACAGUACCUUAAGGGAGUGCACAUGAAUGACUCCCUGACCCCUCUAGCCUCGAACAAGGAUCGUCACGCCAACAUCGGAAGCGGAGAGAUCGGCCUGCCAGCUUUCCACUGCAUCAUGAACGACGCCCGUUUCAAGGGGAUCCCCCUCGUUCUGGAGACGCCUGCUGCGUCCUGGAAGAUAUGGCAAGGCGAAAUUCAGGCUUUAUACGCAGCAGCUGAAGGGAAGCCCCCACUAGUCAAGAGGAAGCGUCAGACGAAGACGAAAGGGGAGCGGAAGGUGAACACUCAAGACGGAAGCGAGGCCAUGGAUCGGCGGGGCUCAGAGACCCUGGGAAGCAAGUAG